This is a messenger RNA of [Candida] anglica, 712 nucleotides long. NCBI's taxonomy places the organism in Eukaryota, Fungi, Ascomycota, Pichiomycetes, Serinales, Debaryomycetaceae. The record is from the annotation of a GenBank genome assembly.
AAAGGAAACAAUUGUAACUUAUAGAGGUAUUUUACACAAUACUGCAUUUUGUAAUCAGUGACUUAAACCUGGUUCAUAUAAUGAAUUGAACCCCUUGGAAAAUUAUUGAAAAGUGAAAACAAAAUAAGUACCACAAUUGGUACUCUUAACUAUUUUCUUUAUUUAACAAUGGUGGCUAUCAGGAUACCUGUAUUAAUAACAUUUAUUGUUUCCUUAAUUGGUGCAGCUUAUUUAGGGUUUGCCCUGAUUCAACUCAAUCAUGACAAGUUAAUUCAUUUUGCUACAUUUUUCAUUUUAACCCUUGAAUUCUACUUUGUGUUUGAUACAAAACAUAAGUCUCUUAAAACACUUCGUUGGAUUACAUUUAUUACAUGCACGGUAGUUGCUUCUGUAUUACUGGAAGUGGUACAAACAUUGGUCAAUCUGCUGCGAGUAUUUGACGUUUAUGAUAUAGCCUGUAAUGUCAGUGGAAGUGCAUUGGGUUUAGCGUUAGGCUCAGGGUAUGAUGUAUGGACUAUAAGAAAAUAUAGACAAGCUAGAUACAGGCAACUUAGAUCGGACCUCACGAAUGAAAUUGAAGAAGAUUACGUUUCAGUGAAUAUGGUUGAUAUAUCUAAAUGAUAUCUUCCAACUUAGAUUUACAUGAUGUGGGGACCUUUAUAUAAAUAUGUACUUUAGUAUCCCGGAUUUCAAUUCUACGCUUUUAUCUUUA